AUGGCAGCUCAAACCCCCGCCGUUGUCAUGGACAACGGCACCGGAUUCUCGAAACUCGGGUUCGCCGGCAAUGAUUCUCCUUCUUUUGUUUUCCCCACAGCGAUUGCUACAAAGUCUGCGGGUAGUGUAGGAGGCGGAACAGGUUCCGGUCGGCCUGCAGUCGCCAACAAGCCAUCAUUCCUCACUGGUGGUGCUGGUCCCGGCUCACAGCUAUCGGGAAAGCGGGGGACGGAAGAUUUGGAUUUCUUUAUCGGAGACGAAGCUAUUAAUGCGUCGGGUGGCCCCGGAUAUGGUAUCAACUAUCCAAUUCGCCAUGGCCAAAUUGAGAACUGGGAUCACAUGGAACGGUUCUGGUCGAAUUCCAUAUUCAAAUAUCUCAGAGUUGAGCCUGAAGACCACUAUUUCCUUCUCACGGAACCUCCAUUGAACCCGCCUGAAAACCGAGAAAAUACUGCGGAGAUCUUCUUCGAGUCGUUCAACUGCGCCGGUCUCUACAUCGCUGUUCAGGCUGUCCUAGCCCUUGCAGCCUCGUGGACGUCUUCCAAAGUGACGGAUCGCUCUCUCACCGGUACCGUAAUCGACUCUGGCGAUGGUGUCACCCAUGUAAUCCCUGUGGCGGAGGGAUAUGUUAUUGGGUCCUCUAUCAAAAGUAUACCCAUUGCUGGGCGAGACAUUACGCAUUUUGUUCAAAACCUGCUUAGAGAGCGACAAGAAGCAGACAGCUCAAUGAAGACAGCCGAAAAAGUGAAGGAGGAAUAUUGUUACGUAUGCCCGGAUAUCGUGAAGGAAUUUGCCCGCUACGACCGAGAACCCGACCGAUUCUUGAAACACACCGUAACAUCGCCCAAUGGCCGAAGUGUCACCAUCGACAUUGGAUACGAGCGUUUUCUGGCUCCAGAAAUCUUCUUCAACCCAGAAAUAUACUCGUCAGAUUUCCUUACCCCCCUCCCCACUGUCGUAGAUGGCGUUAUCCAAUCCUCUCCUAUCGAUGUUCGCCGGGGUCUGUAUAAGAAUAUCGUCCUUUCCGGAGGUUCGACAUUAUACAAGGAUUUUGGCCGACGUUUGCAGCGUGAUAUUAAGCACCUGGUUGAUGCCCGAAUUCGCACAUCGGAAGCUAGGAGUGGCGGAGCUCGCAGUGGUGGCCUUGAGGUUCAAGUUAUCACCCAUAAACGGCAACGGCAUGGCCCGUGGUUCGGAGGAAGCUUGCUGGGCCAGACACCGGAAUUCCGCAGCUACUGUCACACCAAGGCUGAAUACGACGAAAUUGGACCAAGCAUUGUCAGAAGAUUUGCUUUGCUCGGUGGACCAGGAAGCACCUAG
Histoplasma mississippiense is the source of this 1320-nucleotide messenger RNA. Its product is annotated as Arp2/3 complex subunit. The transcript has 5 exons. NCBI's taxonomy places the organism in Eukaryota, Fungi, Ascomycota, Eurotiomycetes, Onygenales, Ajellomycetaceae. The coding region runs from base 1 to 1320 and encodes 439 amino acids. The record is from RefSeq and is a predicted model, not a curated record. Gene Ontology annotation, molecular function: actin filament binding. Gene Ontology annotation, biological process: Arp2/3 complex-mediated actin nucleation. Gene Ontology annotation, cellular component: actin cortical patch; Arp2/3 protein complex.